Molecule: messenger RNA, 1886 nt
Organism: Colossoma macropomum (tambaqui)
Lineage: Eukaryota; Metazoa; Chordata; Actinopteri; Characiformes; Serrasalmidae
Gene: tmprss3a
Product: transmembrane serine protease 3a
Exons: 14
Coding region: 122-1807 (561 amino acids)
Biological process (GO): proteolysis; acrosome reaction
Cellular component (GO): membrane
Molecular function (GO): serine-type endopeptidase activity; protein binding
Source: RefSeq, a predicted model, not a curated record
GAGAGAGAGAUGUCCAGUUAUUUUGAAAGACAUAGAGCCCAUGGCACUUGUACACUUGUGGAUAAACAAAGCAUGAGGAUACUAUAACAACUCUGGCCAUAAUGACUGUGUGAAGGUGGUCAUGUCUAACCCGGAAGAGCAGGAGGCUGCCGUGGGUGUAGCUACUGGAGCUGGGCUUCAGAAUGGAGGUGUGGAGUCUCCGGCAGGUGAAGGAGAGACUGUAGCUGCACACAUAGUGCCUGCAGGGACAGAACAGACAAGCCCUGAAAAGAUAGAAGUGGUUUCUGUUGGAGAUGAGGACCUUCCAGCCUCUGACACCCCAUCCACUCUCAAUGUCAGUGCCCUUGAUACCCACAAUGGCAGUCUGGCAGCUGAAAACAGUACCAAUAAACUGGCCUCUGAGACCACAGAAAACACGGAGUGUCAGUCUGAAGCCCCCAACAAUAUCCAAGCACAGCCCUGUCCAGCAAUGCCGGUAACUAAAGUCCAGCCUUUCCUAUCAGAUGAUUUAGCAGAGGAGAAGACACUCCGAGGCCGUUUGUUUGCACGACGGAUGGAGCUGUUAAUUGGCGCAUGUGCAUUACUCAUGGUUAUCCUUGUGCUUGGCAUUGGGCUGGGAGUGGGUCUGAGCUGUAUGGGGAAGUUCCAGUGUGGCUCAUCUCACUGUAUCAGUAGCUCUGCUCAGUGUGAUGGACAUGUGGACUGUGAGCACGGCGAGGAUGAGCUUAGCUGUGUGCGUGUGAGUGGGAAGAGUUCAGUUCUCCAGGUGCUGAGUGGGGGAGUGUGGAGCACAGUGUGUUCAGAGGACUGGGACCCUGAACUGGGUUUAUCUGCCUGCAAACAGCUCGGAUACUCUAGCUUUGUGCAGUCUGGUUCUCUCCCUCUCUCCAACAUUGAACAAGACCUUCAGAGUAACCUAGUGUCAAUCAACCUGAGCCAGCCAAGUCCGCUGCAUGCCGUCAAGAUACACAAUGCAACCAGCCUGAGUAAAACUGAAUGCAGUUCAGGAGAAGUGAUAACUCUGAAGUGUUUGGAUUGUGGCUCCAGGCCUCAGUUCAGCACACGUAUCGUUGGGGGUAACUUGUCUCGAGAAGGCCAGUUUCCCUGGCAGGUGAGCUUGCACUUCCAGAGUGAACACUUGUGUGGAGGAUCUAUUGUAGCACCACGCUGGAUACUAACCGCUGCCCACUGUGUUUAUGGCUUUGCCUUCCCCCAGCUGUGGACGGUUCUUGUUGGACUUACAGAGCAGCCGGUCAGCAGGGCCAAGUAUCUCUCCGUGGAGAAGAUCAUUUAUCAUGCCCGGUACCGGCCUAAAGGCCUGGACUAUGAUAUUGCUUUGCUGAAACUGGUGGAGCCUCUUACCUUCAAUGGCUACGUUGAGCCCAUCUGUUUGCCUAACUUCGGAGAGGAAUUUGAGGAUGGGAAGAUGUGCUGGAUCUCAGGCUGGGGGGCCACUGAGGAUGGGGGAGAAGCCAGUGUGUCUCUGCACUCUGCGAGGGUGCCACUUAUCUCCGCCAAAGCCUGCAGCCAGCCUGAAGUCUAUCAGGGCUACAUCUCCCCCGGCAUGAUCUGCGCUGGAUACCUGGAGGGAGGAACAGACUCCUGCCAGGGGGACAGUGGUGGUCCACUGGCCUGUGAGGACUCCUCUGUGUGGAAGCUGGUGGGGGCCACGAGUUGGGGUCAAGGCUGUGCUGAGAGAAACAAACCUGGAGUCUACACACGCAUCACACAGGCCCUCACCUGGAUACACCAGCAAAUGGAGAGAGAAGAAACACUGAACCCCUCUCCAGUCAGCUCAGACAACUGAGACUGUGUGGAACAAGGAGGCUGUGUAUUUGCCAUUCAAACAAUGCUUCCACGAGUCCACUGGACCGCUUUCAUUCUGA